Messenger RNA from Plenodomus lingam JN3, 1302 nucleotides. Lineage: Eukaryota; Fungi; Ascomycota; Dothideomycetes; Pleosporales; Leptosphaeriaceae. The record is from RefSeq and is a predicted model, not a curated record.
AUGUCACACCCAGCCAGACCACUGACGUCCUCCUGUCUCUCUAGCACGACGGUCCAGUCUCUCAGCUGGUCCACCAACGACCGCUACCUCCUCAGCGCGGGGCAGGACUGGAAGGUGGUGCUUUGGGACCUCAAGGAUGGCUCACGAGUGCGCACCGUCCGCUUCGAGGCGGCCAUUUUCAUAGCGGAGCUACAUCCAAAUAAUCAUAUGCUCUUCGUCGCUGCCCUCUUCGAAGACCAGCCCGUCAUCGUCGACAUCUCCGGCGAAAUCCCCGUCAAACACUCCAUCUCCUCAGCACCUCGUCGCUCACAGCUCGAGCGCGAGAAUGCUACAGAAAAGCAGACGGCCCAGGACGCGAAGCAGACCACCACCAUGACCCUCUUCACCCCCUCGGGCCAUUUCAUCAUAGCAGGCACCAACAAGGGCUGGCUCAACAUCAUCGACACCGCCACCCACCAAGUCCGCUACUCGUUCCGCGUCACCAACAACAUCAUCGUCUACAUUCGCAUGACACCCUCUGGGAGAGACGUCGUCAUCAACUCGAGUGAUCGUAUAGUGAGAACACUCCAUUUGCCCGACCUCAGCGACCCCAAUUUCGACUUUGACACCCUCCAACUCGAAGUCGAACACAAGUUCCAAGAUUUGGUACAGCGACUCUCAUGGAAUCAUGUCUCUUUUAGCCCGACGGGUGAAUACGUCACAGCAUCGACCUGGAUGAACCACCACAUCUACGUGUGGGAGCGUGCCCAGGGCAGUCUCGUCAAGAUUCUCGAAGGCACCAAGGAGGAGCUAUCAGUCGUAGAAUGGCAUCCUUUCCGCCCCUUCGUCGCCGCCGUCGGCGUAGACUCGGGCCGCGUCUGGCUCUGGUCCAUUCUCCAGCCCCAGCGCUGGUCCGCGCUAGCCCCCGACUUCCUCGAAGUAGAAGAAAACGUCGAAUACAUUGAGCGCGAAGACGAAUUCGACAUCCAGCCGCUCGAAGAACUCCACAAGCGACGCCUCAAUCAGGAAGACGAGGAAGUCGACGUCCUCACCAUUGAACCCGUCAAGGCGUCGUCCGCCAUCGAGUUCGCACCCACAUCCCAUGACGAAGAAGCAGAGUUUCGAAUGCCAGUGAUUUUGGAUAUCGAGGCGAGCGAUAGUGAGGACGAGGUGGUUGCCGUGGGCGCCGGCCAAUUUAGACGCAGGAGCCCGGGCGCAGGCAGGGAGUGGAUGAAUGAUGAUGUUCCUCUGAGUGGGGACGAGGCGCGCAGAGCAAAUGGCACGCCGGCGGCGAAUGGCGCCAAGAGAAGGAGAGCGGGCUAA